Molecule: messenger RNA, 1271 nt
Organism: Prorocentrum cordatum
Lineage: Eukaryota; Dinophyceae; Prorocentrales; Prorocentraceae
Source: the annotation of a GenBank genome assembly
CCGCGCAGGAGCUGCUCCGGAGGAAGGAAGAGUCCACCAAGAAAAGGCUCGAGGAGGAGGAGGAGAAGCGCCGCCUCGAGCAGGAGGCCGAGGAGGCCAAGCGGGCCAAGGAGCGGGAGAAGGAGGAGCAGCGCGAGAGGGAGAGGGAGCAGCGCGAGAAGGAAAAGCUGGAAGAGAAGGAGAGGGAGGUGGCCGCGGCAAAGGAGAAGGAGAAGGCCGCAAACGGCGGUCUGGGCUCCUUCUUCUCGAAGGGCAAGAAGAAGGUCGUCGGCAAGACUUCCGCGGCCGUCAAAGCCAAGGAGGAGGAGCCGGAGCCGUCGCAGGCCGCGGAGCCGAGGCCAGCGGCGCCGUCGCCGAGCCCAGAGCCAAGGCCCGCCGCCUCGCCGAGCCCGCAGCUGAGCCCGAGGCCGGACGAGGAGCCAGAAGGGCCCAGCUUCGCCCUCGCGCUGAUGGUCUACCGCGACUUCGCCGGAGACGUGCCAGAGGAGCUGGAGACGCUGAGCGCCAAGGAGGAUCAGGCGGGCUGGUCCACCGACAAGCACGGGUCCGCGCUCGGUGACCGGAGGCUCCAGCACGGGAGGACCACGAACGACAUGGACUCGGCGCCCGUGGACCGCAAGAUGUUCGGCAGCAGGAGGCCGCAGUCCUCUCGCGAGCUGGACAGCAAGGACAAGGACAGAGCAGACUUCCGCCGGCGGGACCGCGACGAGGAGCGGAUUCGGGAGGAGCCGCCACAGCCGGCGGCGAAGCUCGAGGUCAACCCGAACUCGUUCGCCGCCCGCAUGCGUGCCCGCCGUGCGGGUGCCGGGGGCGAGGACGACCCUGACGCGGCGGUGGUGCGCCAGCUGAAGUCGAUCCUCAACAAGCUGACGCUGGAGAAGUACGACACGCUGUCCCAGCAGAUCCUCGAGGUCCCGAUGAAGACCUCCACCCACGUGGAGCUCCUCAUCACCGAAGUGUUCGAGAAGGCCAUCACACAGCAUCCCUUCAUCAAUAUGUACACGGAUCUCUGCGUUCUGCUGCACGACCACUUCACCAACAACCCGAUAGCUGACGACGCCUUCAGUUUUAAGAAGCUCCUGUUGACCGAGUGCCAGAACGUGUUCGAACGGAACAAACAACCGCCGAAAGACCUUGACAAGAUGACCGAGGAGGAUCGGGUGAUCGCGGAGUUCAAGUACAAGAACCGCAAGCUUGGCAACGUCAAGUUCAUUGGCGCGCUGCUCGGACGCAGGAUGCUCGCUAGCAAGGUCUUCCUGUCGAUCGUCGAG